AUGUCGGCUGUUCUAAGUUCACACCAUGAAACGGAGAGCGAGAGGCUGGGAGGCGGUAUAUGGGAGCAUUAUAAGAGUGUCGUGACAGAGGAGGGCGAUCUCUUCGGGGAUAUAUCUGCCACAUCUAUGAACGGUGUGAUGACUUUCGCCGGGCUUCUUGCCGCCACGCUCGCAGCACUUCUAGCUGAGACCUACAAGUCGCUUUCGCCUGAUCCAGAUGGACUUGAAGAUGACGCUUCGUCGACCUUCGUGGCCCCCCAUUCAGCUAUCGUCGUGAACACAUUGUGGACCGUUGCGCUCCUCGUAUCCCUCUCGUGUGCGCUUCUGGCGACUUUGGUGCAAGAGUGGGCAAGGGGUUUCAUGAGAGCGCAAGCCCAUCCAAAGGCCGUCGAGAUUGAGCAACAAUAUCUUGAACGUUUAUCUGUGCACAUGGGGGUGCAACGAUACGGUCUCGGACGUAUUCCAACGCUCGUUGUUGGCUUAUUGCAUGCAGCCGUUGCCCUCUUUAUGGCGGGAAUCGACGUGUUUCUCUGGGACCUCCACCCAACUUUGGCUCACGUAGCCCUCGGCGUCACCGUAGGCAUCACGCUGUGUUAUGCAUUCGCAAGCUGCAUGCCGCUAUUCGACACGUCCUGCCCAUACCACACUCCCUUGACGGAUCUACUCGUCGUGGCGGUCAUGAUCAUAGUCGUGGCCGUACCCGGAACCUUGGUGUAUUGUUUCCUGCUCCUCGCCCUAGCAUGGUACAAGGUGUUCCAAGGGCCUCUCAACGCCGGGAUGCGCCGAGUCCUCAACCCCGCCGCGUUGAUAUCCCAGCUUUGGUGUGAUCCAUUCACCGCGUCUCGGACGUGGCGUGCGCUCAAGGAAUAUCAUACACGACGGAAGACAGCGGAGUCCAUUACCUUUGCGCCGCAUGUUAUUCGAGCUAUAAUGGGGGACCCAGAGGACACCGUAGCGGCCAUGAGCGCACAGAAAUUCAAGUUCAUAUGGAGCAGGGUGGGAAAUUACGCCAUGGAGCAUCCUGUCGCUCUCCAAUACGUCGUCGGGACUUUCAUAGGCUCCUGGUCCCCCGAGCUUGAUUCCCUCUUUGUAGGGAUUCGCUACAACGAAACUCAAAUGUCGAUGAUAGGAGUCGCUCUCGGAUGCGUCAACUCUGUAUUCGCCGCGGCGGCCAUGCUGCGGCUGCUUCAGUUGGUGUUGCAGGCCGAGAACGCCGAUGAUCGCGGUCUGCGAGCCAUGGUUGGAGAAGAUGCUCGAUGGCGAAUGACUGCCGAGAUCGUCAGGGCGUUCCCGACUUUCGCCGAGCACUUAGCCGAGCUUCGCCGGCAGGAACUCCAACAGUACGACACAAACCUGCUCGCUACGCUCUCGAGUUUUCGAACUACACUCAUUCGACUUUUGGCUCUCACUUCGACGAAGGAUGCAGAAGCGAGAGCUUGCAUCCUUGGGAUGUUUGCCGAACUUCAACGCUUCGACAGCGUCAUGCUUCAUCACGUAUCCGCGGACGACACUGAAACGAUAGGUCGCCUUUAUGAGUCUAGUCGGGACCCGAUUGUAGAGCUUGCCACCCGCAAUGCACUCACAUUGAUCGUGGGCGCAAAGGAGAGCUAUUGGCGCGGUACUUGGCCAGACCCGGACAGGCGCUAUCUCCGACGAACCGCUCUCGGCACGUUACGCUGGCACGAGUUUUUUCCAGAAGCAGCUCAGCGUCGCGUCCUCCACAAACCUGCCGCCUCAAGCUUCUUUCGUAAACUCCUGGAGGAGAUACAUCUGGACGACUGGCUGGCCCCUGGCUCGGCGUUUGGCACCCCUCGUGGCACCGCCCUCACGUCAACGGCUAUUGUUGCACUUCGCGACCUAGCAAAUACGGUUACAUUUGGCUUGCAAUCUGAGUUUCAGUCGAGGAUUGUCAACGAUGUGCAGAGUACCGUCACGUCUGCCAUGACAUAUGAGGCACCAGGCUCCCCGAGCCUGGGCAAAGCCGAGAAAGGCGAAGUAAGACUCAGCCGUGGGCGCAAGCUUGCGAACAACAACCAUCCGACGUCCACUUCCUCUACCAGCUCCUCUGUUCACCCUCGUACUGUCCACGAUGGUUACCACAACCUCAUCGUACUGGCCGCUGUUCUUCCGCGCAUAACCUCUUCGAGAUUCUUCAAGCUGUAUCAAAUCGGCGAGGAGAUCACGAGACGAUCUGCGUACCGAUUUAGGUUCUACUAUUCCCACAACGCGGUCAAGUUCAGCACAUAA
This is a messenger RNA of Peniophora sp. CBMAI 1063, 2247 nucleotides long. The record is from the annotation of a GenBank genome assembly. NCBI's taxonomy places the organism in Eukaryota, Fungi, Basidiomycota, Agaricomycetes, Russulales, Peniophoraceae.